This is a messenger RNA of Dentiscutata erythropus, 1499 nucleotides long. The record is from the annotation of a GenBank genome assembly. NCBI's taxonomy places the organism in Eukaryota, Fungi, Glomeromycota, Glomeromycetes, Diversisporales, Gigasporaceae.
AUGUCACUAAUUCAUACGAACAUAGAUGAAUUACCUCAGAUCGUCCAAGAACUUCGAAAGUCUUUCCAUUCUAACUUAACGGAACCUUUAAGCUAUAGAAAAAAACAAUUAAGAAAUUUGUAUCGUAUGAUUGAUGAAAAUGAGCAAGCAUUCUAUGAUGCUUUGUACAAAGACCUUCAUAAACAAAAACAUGAGGCUUUUGCGGGUGAAAUAGGUUGGGUUAAGCAAGAAGCUUUAGAUACAAUUUCGAACCUCAAGAGCUGGGCUGAACCAGAUUAUGUCAAAGUGAACGCAGGACACAUGUUGAACAAGUGUCAUGUGAGAAAAGAACCAGUUGGAAUCGUCCUGAUAAUUGGCACAUGGAAUUAUCCCAUUAAUCUUCUUUUUAUGCCUUUUAUCGGUGCAAUUGCUGCCGGAUGUACUGCAAUUCUCAAACCUUCCGAGCUUUCUACACACACCGCUACUCUUAUUUCCGAACUUUUUCCAAAGUAUCUUGAUCCAAAUGCUUAUCGCAUUGUGAGUGGUGGUGUCGCUGAAACUACUGCUUUGUUGAAGCAUAGGUUUGAUCAUAUAUUUUAUACCGGUUCUGGUAAAGUUGGCAAGAUCAUUAUGUCAGCUGCAGCUGAACAUUUGACUCCUGUCACUCUUGAACUUGGUGGAAAGUCUCCAGCGAUUAUUUCGAAUGACGUAGAUAUUUCUAUAUCAGCUAAACGUAUACUCUGGGGCAAAAUGGUUAAUUGUGGCCAGACAUGCAUUGCACCUGAUUAUAUUAUCUGCGAAAGAGCAGUUCAAGAUGCUUUUAUCAAAGAAGCGCCUAAAGUUAUCGAACAAUUUUAUGGUCCUGACCCUCAAAGUGGCACAUCUGAUUAUUCCCGUAUAAUCAAUAAAAACCAUUUUGAUCGUUUGCAAAAUUUAUUAAAUCAAACUAAGGGAAGAAUCGUAUAUGGUGGUAAUUUUGACAGAGAUGAUUUAUAUAUUUCACCUACGAUAGUAGCCGAUGUUCCUAAGGAUGAUAAGUUAAUGGAAGAUGAGAUUUUUGGUCCUAUCUUCCCUAUAGUUGUUGUUGAAAAUCUUGAUGAAGCGAUUGAAUAUGUGAAUUCAAAAGACAUACCUUUGGCUCUUUAUCCCUUUAGUAAAAAUGAUAAAACUGUUAAGCAUAUUCUUGAUAAUACUCGAUCUGGUGGUGUUGUUAUUAAUGAUUGUCUUAUGCAUUUCACUGUAAAAGAAUUGCCAUUCGGUGGUCAAGGACCAUCUGGGAUAGGAAGUUACCAUGGCAAACGAUCCUUUGACACCUUUUCCCAUGAGCGAGCCGUUAUGACCACACCAUUUGCGCUGGAGAAACUUGUUAAAACUCGUUAUCCACCAUAUACUGAAUUUAAUGUUAAAAUUUUAUCUUGGUUGUUUUUCAGUAAACCUUCAAAAACUAGAAACGUAACUUUUAAAGGCGUCGUUGGUGCUGCUAUUCUGCUUAUGAUCGCUUAUGUCAUCAAAAAAAUGAA